AUGCAAUUGGAAAACAAUUCUACGACAUCGAAUGAAUAUACAUUUGAAAUACCAGAACAUUUAUUCAAUAAUCUUGAAUCUCAGAUUCAUAUUCAACGUGACGCAACAAGGCAAGAAUCAUCACAACUUGUUGUAGUAAAUGAUGCAUUACAAGAGGAAGGCAUAGAAGUUCAGAUCCAACGUGAUGCAACAAGCCAAGAAACAUCACCAGAAUUUGUAGUAGAUGAUCAAUUACAAGAAGCAAUUCGAAGCAUUGGUGGGAUUAAAAAAAAUGAGAAUUAUCGCUAUUUUGCUAAACAAUAA
Messenger RNA from Parnassius apollo (apollo), 303 nucleotides. The record is from the annotation of a GenBank genome assembly. NCBI's taxonomy places the organism in Eukaryota, Metazoa, Arthropoda, Insecta, Lepidoptera, Papilionidae.